CAAUUGGAAGACUUUGUGAAAAAUGUGAUGGCAAAUGUGUGAUCUGUGACUCCUACGUGCGGCCCUGCACCCUGGUGCGCAUAUGUGACGAGUGUAACUACGGCUCAUACCAAGGGCGCUGUGUGAUCUGCGGAGGACCAGGAGUGUCUGAUGCCUACUACUGCAAGGAGUGCACCAUCCAGGAAAAAGAUAGAGAUGGUUGCCCUAAGAUUGUCAACCUGGGCAGUUCCAAGACAGAUCUCUUCUACGAAAGGAAAAAGUAUGGCUUCAAGAAGAGGUGAUCCUAUGGCUACAUCUCCUGUCAGGUUGGCAAGAGGGUCUUGGAACAUCUCUGGACUUUACAAGUAUUGAAAA
Molecule: messenger RNA, 354 nt
Organism: Nestor notabilis (Kea)
Lineage: Eukaryota; Metazoa; Chordata; Aves; Psittaciformes; Psittacidae
Gene: PHF5A
Product: PHD finger protein 5A
Exons: 3
Biological process (GO): mRNA splicing, via spliceosome
Cellular component (GO): U2 snRNP; precatalytic spliceosome; catalytic step 2 spliceosome
Source: RefSeq, a predicted model, not a curated record